GUAUAUUCUGAUAUGGACGUUACCUUACACGAUCCCGUUUGUAUACUUGGGAAGAGGACAAAAUACUUUCGUUAAACGCAAUUGUUCAGAACAGAAGUGUUACGUGACGCCAUACAGUUACGCUUUAGACGAUAUCAAAGACUUCGAUGCCAUAGCAUUCCACGGACCAGAAAUCAGCCAAUUUAAAGUGAUACCACCACAGAUACGGUCACCACAACAAAUAUACAUUUUCGGGAGUUUAGAAUCUUCUCAUAACUACCCAAUAUGUGACCAAAAGUACAACAACUUCUUUAAUUGGACUUGGACGUACAGAUUAGACUCAGACCUCCUGUUUGGAUAUAUGAUAGUGAAAGACAGUGAAGGCCAUGUCGUGGGACCUAAUGAAGUAAUGCAUUGGAGGAAAAGGGAGCAAAUGUUGCCAAUAGAUUCCGAUUUAAAGAACAUAUUGGACACAAAGCAUAAGGCUGUUGCGUGGCUGGUGUCCAAUUGUAAUUCGAUGAGCAAACGAGAAAAGUUUGUUCAAAACCUCGAAAGAGAAAUGGCUGUUCAUGAACUACUGCUAGAUACAUUCGGUAAGUGUGGAAAAUACACGUGUGGAUCGAAGAGGCUCCUACUGCCAGAUUGUUGGGAAGUAAUUCAGUCCGAUUAUUACUUUUAUUUGUCUUUUGAAAAUUCCUUCAGUAAGGAUUAUGUGACGGAGAAACUAUUAAGGCCACUACAACACUAUACCGUUCCAAUUGUUUACGGUUCUGCUAACUAUACAAGAUAUAUGCCAGAUGGAGCAUAUCUGAAUGCCUUUGAAUUGGGUGCAAAAAAACUGGCCGCGGAAAUGAAAAGUAUCAUAGACAACAAGGAGAGAUAUUACAAUUUCUUCAAAUGGCGCAACCACUACUCGUACCACGAUAUAUCUGAAGACUCAGCUACUGACAACUACUGUCGUUUGUGCGCGGCUCUCCACGCCAACGACACAAGGGCCAAGACAGAGGAUAUACCAUUUACAGACUGGUGGAAUUCACCGUUCAAAUGUUCCAAACUGUAAAAAUAAAGAUGUGUUCAAAAUGAUCUAUGGAUAUUCAAAUUAAACAUAAAAACAUUUUGAUUACGACCUCCUUUACGCUUUAGAUCAAUGUUUUAAAUGUGUGUGGCUUAAAAGGGUGAAACUAUGAUUCAGAGAAGAG
Molecule: messenger RNA, 1178 nt
Organism: Pectinophora gossypiella (pink bollworm)
Lineage: Eukaryota; Metazoa; Arthropoda; Insecta; Lepidoptera; Gelechiidae
Product: alpha-(1,3)-fucosyltransferase C-like
Exons: 2
Coding region: 341-1039 (232 amino acids)
Cellular component (GO): membrane
Molecular function (GO): alpha-(1->3)-fucosyltransferase activity
Source: RefSeq, a predicted model, not a curated record